This is a messenger RNA of Bursaphelenchus xylophilus (pine wood nematode), 4076 nucleotides long. Lineage: Eukaryota; Metazoa; Nematoda; Chromadorea; Rhabditida; Aphelenchoididae. The record is from the annotation of a GenBank genome assembly.
AUGGGGUUGGUCUCUUGGUGAGUUGAACUGGACAGGCUCGAGAUGUUCGUAUUUUAGGAGUGUGUUUACGGCCGUCUUGGCGACGGUGUUGUAUAUGACCGCCAAGGUUCGGGAUUUUGAAUACAACGUUGUAAAGUGAGUCGGAGUUUUUUUUGUUCAAAAGCUUCUAGGCAUUGACCUUGUGGGAGAUACUCUAGAAUGUAUUUUUAAACUGAAAGGAGAGUUGCCGAGGGAUCAACGGAUAAUCUGUUAUUGUUAGAGUUUUGCUUGCCGAUAGUGAAUGUCGCGGUUGACAACCACAGAAAAUUUUAGUUGCAGUGGCGAUAGUCUCCCAGCAAAUAUUAGCCCGGUCUUUUUUUGGCGGGCGCACACUUGCGGGCAACCACUUUGCGGGCAACCAGUUUGCGGGCAAAUUUUUUGCGGGCAGCCACUUUGCGGGCAGCCGACAUUUGCGGCCAGCACCGGCAUUUGCGGGCAGCCUGGGACAUUUGCGGGCAGGGUCGACAGUUGCGGGCAGCGUGGAAGAUUUGCGGGCAGCCGACAUUUGCGGGCAACCGACACCUGAUUAUGGAGGUAACAGGGUAGACGUGGAAAAACUACUAUGAUAUUGUGGAAAUUUGCCGACAUUUGCGGGCAGCCGACAUUUGCGGGCAACCGGCACUUGAGGAUAACAAGGUGGAGGUGGAAAAAUUACUGCGAUAUUUUGGAAGUUUUCCGACAUUUGCGGGCAACCGACACUUGCGGGCAGCCGACGUUUGCGGGCAACAGUUCUAAAAGUUCCAAUACACUCUGUGUGAUUGUUUUUUCCUGUUGCCCGCAAAUGUCGGCUGCCCGCAAGUGUCGGUUGCCCGCAAAUGUCGGCAAAUUUCCAAAAUAUCAUAGUAAUAUUUCCACCUCCACCCUGUUACCCUCAGGUACCGGUUGCCCGCAAAUGUCGGUUGCCCGCAAGUGUCCCAGGCUGCCCGCAAGUGUCUCAGCUGCCCGCAAAUGUUUCAGCUGCCCGCAAAUGUGACCCUCCAAAUUUUGCCCGCAAAGUGGCUGCCCGCAAAAAAUUUGCCCGCAAACUGGUUGCCCGCAAAGUGGUUGCCCGCAAGUGUCGCGACGCCCUUUUUUUGAGGGAAGGAGCUCUUCAAAGCGAAGUUUUUUAGUCAGAGAGAUGUAUUUUGCUACAUUUUUUAUACUUCCCGGAUGCAAAAUAGAACGCUUCUUGCCUGUUGAACAGGUCCAACGUUGUAUAUAGUACGCGGUCCAAGCCAAAAUUUGUACAUACAAUAUUUACUUACAAUUAGCAAAUCUUGCGGCCUGGGCAGUGUCAUAGAGGCCGGGAAUACGUAGAAAUUCUGGUUGACAUUAAGGGCUGAACGCAUACAGUUGCAGUAAAAGCCGCAAGGGGCGUCCUUGGAGUGCAACAGUCUUAAAAUUUUCCAUAAAAAGCGAGUAAAAUUUAUAUUGUGUGUAAGGCGGAACGACCAAGCUUCGAAGAUUUUCCCACGAGGAACGAUCUGCAUUUAUUCAAAUUUGAUUGUAUUUUCCUACGUGGGGCUUCCCUAUAAAAGGCCUCCUUUCCACUGAAUAAAUCACUUGACUCUUGAGCUCUCGUCUUGUCUCGUUACUGGGUUGUCGGGCCUUUCGGCAUUAUGUGUAUGCAAGAAUACAUUACUUUCUAUCAAAAUCUGAGCGCAGCAAGCUCGAAAGUCCUUCUGCUAUCCCUUUCAUUUUCAAUUUGCCUUUUCCAACACCACUUUUACAGACUAACACCGGUUAGGCCGCUGACCGGCAAGUUAGCUCAAACUCCAGAAAACACGUUGACGGAGAUUGACCAUUUGCUGGAAGGCGAAGUUCAUGGGCCAGAAUGCCAGCUAAUUCACGAGGGCGCCCUGUAUUCGACAACGCUGUCCGGCGCCAUUGUCAAAAUUGUGGAUGGGAAGAUUGUGAAGUCCUUGGAACUCUUCAAGAACAACCCUAAAUGCCGUGAGUAUUAUGUAUUAACUCCAAAAAUAAUAUCGACUUUAGGAGUCAACGGGUGCUCACAGCCACUUGGAAUGCGUCACUGGAAGGAUGAGACUUUUGUUUUUGCCGACGGUGAACUGGGAAUGUUCACUGUGGACUUCAAAACAGGUAAGUCAAAGGGACCAGGGGCACUUCUUUUACUAGUCGGGACAAAAAGUCCUGAUAAUUUUGCACUGUGCGGAUUUUUCUCCGUUUCUGUCGCACUCUGAAAAAAACGAAUUGUCGCUUCGAAAAAUGGGAAUCGCGCGCGACAAUAAGGCAAAAACAAACAAAAUGCACUGUGCAAAUGCACUUUUCGGGUCAAAUGCACCGUGCAAAACACUUUUUUUCGCGAUUUUCGCAGCGACAACCCAAAACGUUCAAAUCCGCACAGUGCAAAAUUAUCAGGACUUUUUGUCCCGACUAGUAUGAAAAACAAUGACAAGUUGUUGAGUUUCUUGGCUGCUACGAUCUUGGAUUUUUUUCGAACAAAAAAAAAAUAUCCGGAUAGCAGCAAAACAAAGUAAAAAAAAAAAUUGAAAAAAAUAUUUCAGAAAAAUUCAAGCAGAUUCUCCCCGCCGGCACUGUUCUCGGCGAUUGGAGUAACAUGUUUGCGGAUGACUUUGAUUUCAUUGACAAUGACACCAUCAUCUUCUCGGAUAUGAACCCCAAAUGUGGGUUCGAGGAGUUCUCUCUGUGCUUCUUGGAGCUGGCCCGGGAUGGACGGUAAGCGUUUUUUACAUACUAUAUAUGUAGGCAUACGUAAUAUACAGUAAUUUUUUUUGCAAUGAAAAAUUAAAGGCUUAAAAAUCUUUUUUUUCAGUCUAAUCAAGCUUAACUUGAACACCGGAGCUUACGAGAUUCUCGCUGACAAUCUGCUCUCUCCAAACGGAAUCAUCUCCCAUCCUGAUAAGCAGUCGAUUAUCCUCUCAUCUACGGCUGCUUCUCAAUUACUCCGGUUUUAUUAUGCCGGCCCCAAAAAGGGCAAUGUCGAAGUUUUUGCUGAUGGAUUACCCGGACUUCCGGACAACUUGAGAGCCACUUCUUCCGGAAAAACUUUUUGGAUCGCCUUUUAUCUGUCGUCGGUUGGAAAUCGCCCGCUAAUGCAAAGAUUCAGCGAGUAUCCGACGAUCAGAAAGUUUAUUUCUUAUGUGAGUUUAUUAGUCGCAAAAAAAUUCAUAUUUUUAAGGGCUAAAACUCGUUUCUGCAAAAAUGCUCAAUGUCUGGUAUAUGUUUCACAAAAACUUUAGCUAAAUUUGUGCCAAGUUUCAUCAAAAUCUGAGUGUCGCACUUGGGGUACUUCCUCUGUUAUAGUGACCGACCUGAUCCAGUGGCAAAAAACGUACCAUUUUGCAUCCGGGAAGUAUUAAAAAAUGUGGCAAAAUGCCUGCCUCUCCAAGUGAAAAAACUUCGCUUUGAAGAGUGCGCCCUUUCUCGCACAAAAAAAGCGAAAAAAUUUUACUUCCCGGAUGCAAAAUGGUACUGUUUUUGCCACUGUAUCAGGUCCCCCACUGUAGCUUCGCUUACCAAGUCUUACUUAUCCUUUCAACAAUUCAUAUUUUUUUAGUAUUCCGACCUCUUGAUCCCUAUGAAUAUGUAUUUGGCGUCAAACCACGCGGUCAUCAUUGAGAUGGAUUUUGAUGGAAACGUUGUGUCCUCCGUCCACGAACUGGAAGGCCGGCUGAAAGCAUUGACAAAUGUGAGUUCCGUUAUAUAGUUGUUGAUGCACAAUGUCUACAAAAUUUUUUUGCUUACUAGUACAUAUAGAGACGGACCCGACUCAGUGGCAAAAAACGAACCAUUUUGCAUCCGGGAAGUAUCAAAAAAUGUAGCAAAAUACCUCCCUCUAGAAGUGUGGAAACUCCGGAGUUUUUUAGUUGUAGAGGAAGGCAUUUUGCCACAUUUUUGAUACUUUCAGGAUGCAAAAUGAUACGUUUCUUGCCACUGGAUCAAAACCGUCGCUGUACAGCUGAUAUUUUGUCAUUGACUAUUCUCCCAUUUUCUAGGUGAUUGACGACGGAAAAUACCUCUACUUUGGCAGUGUUCAUCACAAUUACAUCCGGCGUGCGAAGAAGCCUGGAGCGUGA